Molecule: messenger RNA, 5373 nt
Organism: Dovyalis caffra
Lineage: Eukaryota; Viridiplantae; Streptophyta; Magnoliopsida; Malpighiales; Salicaceae
Source: the annotation of a GenBank genome assembly
AUGAGCAAUUCAAAUUCAAAUCCAAGCGGUUCCGGUUUGGUUCCGAGAGGAAUCGGCCUAUCCAACAGCAUACACUCUGAAGUUGCACCGUGUUUACCUUUGCCUUCGCUUCCGGUUUUCUGCGGCGCUUCGGAUCCGGAGCUCCGGUUGUUCGACGGAACUAGUGGUAGAAAUAGUAAUUUCUGGUCUUUGAAUCGAAAUGAAAUUCUCUCUCAGUCUUCCAGAAUCGCUGAUCUGCUUCGCGAAACCGAUGUCUCAUACCUGUCAUUUAGAGAUGAGACUAGGGUAACUGCGUCUGACAACGUAGAGCGGCUGGAACUUUAUGAAGAGGUUCUUCGCUACAACUCUGAAGCAUUUGAGUAUGUUACUCCUGGUAGGAGGCAAAUUUCUGGAAAUGCAGCAUUUGAAAGCAAGUCCAUUGAGCCAAGUAUACCAGUUUCAUUUCAAGCACAAAGAGAUUAUGAUGGAUUUCAAAAUCACCAGCCGAAAUACACCCCUAAUGACAUUACCUCAUCUUUGAGGAAACCGAAAGUCAAGAAAAAAGGCAGUGAUGACAUUUCAGCAGUGAUUCAGCAAGAUCCUGCUGAGCUUCAAGAUGCCACGAUUGGAAGCUUCUGUGAUAUGCUGGAAGGCUUUUGUGGAAGAGCUGAAGUUCCUGGUGAUGAUCUGGAAGAAGCAGAGUGGUUAUCGUUGCCUGUUGGUGAUAUCAGAGUGCUUGUAAAUGAAAUAAUGUCGAUACGUGCAAAAAAGCUUUUAAAUUUGGUCCCCGUAGAAGUUCUUGUAAGACUCUUGAUGGUUCUGGAUCACCAAAUACAUCGAGCAGAAGGCCUGUCCAUCGAUGAAUGUGAUCAUUCAGAUUCAGAAGUAGUCUCCUAUGUUUUCUGUGCGCUGGAGUCUAUUCAUGCAGCUCUAGCUGUAAUGGCGCAUAAUAACAUGCCAAAGCAGCUGUAUAAAGAAGAGAUUAUUGAAAGGAUUCUGGAGUUCUCUAAGCAUCAAAUAAUGGAUGUGAUGUCCGCUUAUGAUCCAACAUAUCGUGCUUUGCAUAGGCCAAGUGAAAAUGGGGCACCUGAAGGUUAUGAAGAUGAAGAGCCUGAUGCUGACUAUGGUUCGGCCAGUAAGAGACGGCGUACGGUAAAGAGUGCAAGACAUCGUCCAUACAUCAUAGACGAAAUAGUUCAGCUACUCUGGAAGUUACCAUUCUCAAAGCGAGCGCUAAGAGCCUAUCACCUUCCUGAUGAAGAACAGAGGCAGAUUCAGAUGAUCACUGCUUUACUGAUUCAGUUGGUUCAGAGCAGUGCAAACCUUCCUGAUGCUUUGAGGCAAGCAUCAAGUGGUAAUUCCAUCUUAGAAAUCUCUUUGGAUGCUAGUUAUCCAAUCAAGUCUCAUGAAGCAGCCACAGAGACCUGCUGUCUUUUCUGGACCCGAGUUCUCCAGCGUUUCACAACUGUCAAGAAUCAGGAUGCAUCUGAACUGAAAGUGAUGAUGGAGAAUCUUGUUACAGAUCUACUGACAACUCUAAAUUUACCGGAAUACCCGGCUUCAUCUCCCAUUCUGGAAGUUCUCUGUGUCUUACUGCUUCAAAAUGCUGGGCUGAAAUCCAAGGACAUUUCUGCCCGUUCCAUGGCCAUUGAUUUUCUGGGUACCAUUGCAGCAAGGUUAAAGCAGGAUGUGCUUAUUUGUAGUAGGAACAAAUUUUGGAUCUUACAGGAAUUGAGUAGUGGGGAUGAUUUUGAUCAGAAUUACCCAAAAGAUGCAUGUUGUGUUUGCUUAGAUGGAAGAGUGGAGAAAAAGUUGUUUAUGUGUCCAGGUUGUCGCAGAUUGUUUCACGCUGAUUGCAUGGGAAUGAGAGAACAUGAAGCUCCUAAACGAAGCUGGAACUGUGUGAUUUGCCUCUGCAAGAAUCAACUUCUUGUGUUACAAUCAUUCUGCAAUUCACAUUGCAAGGAUGAGGAGAAAAAGGAUAAUAUUCUGUCAAAAAAAAAUUUGGAUGCUUCAGAUACAGUAACAAAAUCUGAAAUUGUUCAACAGAUGCUUUUGAAUUACCUCCAAGAUGUUGUAUCUGCUGAUGAUGCGCAUCUCUUUGUUCGCUGGUUUGAUGACCCAAAAUCACAACAGAAGUUUAUGUACUAUCUCACUAGACUGAAAUCAAACCUUAUUGUGCGUGAUUCUGGGACUGCAUUUUCAAUGUUGGUUAGGGAUUCAGUUAAGAAGAUUGCUUUAGCACUGGGACAAAAUAGUUCUUUCUGUAGAGGGUUCGAUAAGAUCCUUCAUAUGCUUUUGGCAAGUUUGAGGGAGAAUUCUCCUGUGAUUAGGGCCAAGGCAUUACGAGCAGUUAGUAUUAUUGUAGAAGCUGAUCCUGAAGUGUUACGUGACAAACGUGUACAAUUGGCUGUUGAAGGCAGAUUUUGUGAUUCUGCAAUAUCUGUGAGAGAAGCAGCAUUGGAACUUGUUGGUAGGCAUAUUGCUUCACACCCUGAUGUUGGUCUGCAGUAUUUUGAGAAGGUUGCUGAGAGGAUAAAGGAUACUGGAGUGAGUGUAAGAAAACGAGCUAUCAAAAUCAUCAGAGACAUGUGCAUUUCAAAUCCUAACUUCACUGAAUUUACAACUGCUUGUAUUGAGAUCAUAUCCCGUGUCAGUGAUGAUGAAUCCAGCAUUCAGGAUCUUGUCUGCAAAACAUUUUAUGAGUUUUGUUCUGUGCCAUUGGAGGUGGCCAAGAAGACUGAGCAAAUAGUUGAGAUGUUGAGGAGGAUGCCAAAUCAUCAGCCUGUUGUCACAAUCAUCAAGCGCAAUCUAGCACUUGACUUUUUCCCACAAUCAGCUAAAGCUGUUGGGAUCAAUCCUGUGUCACUUGCAUCAGUGCGCAAGCGCUGCGAGUUGAUGUGCAAGUGCUUACUGGAAAGAAUACUGCAGGUAGAGGAAAUGAAUAGCGACGAAGUGGAGCUCUGCAUGCUUGCUUAUGUGCUUGCAUUGCAUGCAUUUUGUGUUGUUGAUCCAACACUUUGUGCUCCUGCAUCUGACCCCUCUCAGUUUGUUGUCACUCUACAGCCAUAUCUCAAGAGUCAGGUUGUUGAUAACCGAGCUAUUGCACAAUUACUGGAGAGUAUAAUCUUUAUAAUUGAUUCUGUUCUUCCCUUAAUCCGAAAGCUGCCUUGGAGUGUUGUUGAAGAACUAGAGCAAGAUCUAAAGCAAAUGAUUGUUCGGCAUUCGUUUUUGACAGUGGUCCAUGCUUGCAUCAAGUGUCUUUGUUCUUUGAGUAGAGUAGCAGCAAAGGGUGCAAGCGUACUUGAGUAUCUUAUUCAGGUUUUUUUCAAACGUUUGGAUGCUCAAGGAAUCGAUAACAAGCAGGUCUUUAUUUACAUAUUUUAUGGCUACAACUUUAUAAGUGAUCCCACAAGAGAAGCUGCUACAUAUUUUGUUUUGUUUGAAAGUUUAUCUUUCCAAGUUAUCUUAAGAACUUUAGGAUUUGUGGAUUUUAUCCUUGAAGAGGCUAAUUUCAUGUUUCUUCUUAAAGCAAUGCCAGAACAUAGUUACCAGGAAUGUGGAACGUUUGGGGCAUGGUAUGAGAUUUGGGAUCAGGGUUUGCACUUAGACAAAGGAUACCAUGUAGCGGGCCGUUCUUUGUUCUGUCUUGGAUUGCUUAUUCGCUAUGGGAACUCUUUGCUGAAUACCUCCAAUAACAAAAAUAUCGAUGUUGCGAGCAGUCUCAGUUUGUUUAAAAAGUAUCUCCUUAUGGAUGAUUUUGGUAUAAAAGCAUUAGGAUUUGUUCUUAUUGCUAGGCCUGAAUAUAUGCUGGAAAAGGACAUUGGGAAAAUAUUGGAGGCAACUUUGUCUGCUGGUUCUCACAUUCGUCUUAAGAUGCAAGCUUUGCAAAAUAUGCAUGAAUAUCUGUUGGAUGCUGAAAGCCAAAUGGAAACAGAUAAGACUAGUAAUAAUGUUGCUCAUCAUACUGUAGAAGGGAGCAACAGUGUACCUGUUGCUGCUGGUGCAGGUGAUACUAACAUCUGUGGUGGUAUAGUCCAACUGUAUUGGGAUCAUCUUUUGGGAAGGUGCUUGGACUUCAAUGAACAAGUUCGUCAGACUGCCCUUAAGAUUGUGGAAAUAGUACUACGCCAGGGUCUGGUCCAUCCUAUAACCUGUGUUCCAUACCUUAUAGCACUGGAAACGGAUCCUCAUGAGUUGAACUCAAAAUUGGCCCACCAUUUGCUGAUGAAUAUGAAUGAGAAGUAUCCUGCUUUUUUUGAAAGCCGAUUGGGGGAUGGCCUUCAGCUGUCAUUUAUUUUCAUGCAAUCUAUUGGUAGUGUUUCUCCUGAAAAUCCAAACCAAAAACUCCAAUCUAAGACUGCUGGGAAUUUGAAGGGAAAAUCUGAAGGUGCCUUCCUAUCUCAAGCUAGACUUGGGGUUUCUCGGAUCUACAAGCUUAUUCGUGGAAAUCGAGUCUCGAGGAACAAAUUUAUGUCUUCAAUUGUGCGAAAAUUUGAAAAUCCAAGAUGGAGUGAUUCGGUGAUUCCAUUUUUAAUGUACUGCUCAGAAAUACUUGCUUUGCUGCCAUUUACUUUACCCGAUGAACCCCUGUAUUUGAUUUAUGCUAUGAAUCGAAUUAUUCAAGUAAGAGCAGGGGCACUUGAAGCAAAUAUGAAGGGGUUAAUCUUACAUUUGUCCCAAAGAAAUGCUCGAAUGGUUUGUGAAAAUGGGGUAAUUCAAAGGGAAUUCGCAGAGCCUGUUUCCCAUCACGUGGACUUGAAUGGCACAAUUCAACUAAAGCCAGCUGGUCAGCCAGAAUACAGUCCUUUGAGAUCAUUUGAUCUGAAUGGAAUAGUUCAAGAACAGCCUGCUAAUAAUCCAGUUCUGAACUCUGGUACCUCAAGAUAUACAAAGAUGGAGUAUAUGAGCUCUAGUGAAUCCUUAGGCAUCUCCAAAGAUGAUGUGGAGAAAAUUCAGGUUGACUGUCUUGCAGCAACUGCAUUGCAGCUUCUUUUGAAGCUCAAGAGGCACCUGAAAAUUGUGUAUAGCCUUAAUGAUGCCCGGUGCCAGGCUUUUUCUCCAACUGAACCCCCAAAGCCAGGAGAGCCCCUCUUAAAGCAGAACUUUCCUUUUGACAUCAGUCAAACAUGCACCAGUGUGCUGUCCACGUAUCAAGAUUUGGUUCAGAGAUAUCAGGAAUUCAAGGGCGCCUUAAAGGAGGAUACGGUUGAUUACUCAACGUACACAGCGAACAUCAAGAGGAAAAGACCAACCCCAAGAAAAGUGAAAGCUGGACAUAUGAUGGGAGAUGACGACGAUGACUAUGAUGAUGAAGAUUGGGCAGGUGGGGGUCGGAGGCUAGGUAGUGGCAGGAAAGGCAACAGCAGUAGAGGAGGUAGGUACCGACAAUAG